This is a messenger RNA of Culex pipiens pallens (northern house mosquito), 1640 nucleotides long. RefSeq names its product 26S proteasome non-ATPase regulatory subunit 1-like. Bases 690 to 923 code for a protein of 77 amino acids. The transcript is spliced from 3 exons. NCBI's taxonomy places the organism in Eukaryota, Metazoa, Arthropoda, Insecta, Diptera, Culicidae. The record is from RefSeq and is a predicted model, not a curated record.
UUUUGUUUUCCUCCCAGUUUCGUGGCGAAGUGCGAACGUGUACAAACAAAUAGUAGUUUAUGCAAUAAGUUGCAAAAAGAGGAUUUUUUCAGCACGAGUCAUACAUUUAUCUAACGAGGUUCACCGAGUUGGAUAAAUACGACGAGUGCUGAAAAAAAAACAAGUUUUGCAACGAGUUCCAUACAACAUUUUUUGCAAUUCCGAAAAACACCCAUUGAGUGAAAUUUUAAGUCAAAUUUUCAUGUAUUUGUCAAUAAAUCGUUUAAAUCAAAACAAUGUUGAAAAGUGUUACUUUUCGAAACAAGUGCUGAAAAGUUCAACUUUUCAGCACCCAUUUCAGUGCUGAAAAGUAGAACUUUUCAGCAUUUAUUUUGAAAAGUGUUGCUAUUCGAUUCUGUUAUUUUUGGUACAGAAAAGUAGGCUAUUUCGUCGUUCAAGAAUAACAGGAAAAUUUCACACAAACAUAAAAUUUCACGGGAUUUCGCGGAAAAAGCCAAAUUUCGCGGAUUUCACGCUGUCCGCGAAAUCGUGAAAUUUCACUAACCCUAUUCAUCAUCGACGCAGUUGCGGAUUCAGCUGGCGGAGAAUCCGACCAAGGCGAAGCCGAUCGGUUCGCGGCUGAAGGCUACCGUUAAUCGGAUGAUUCAGCGUUGCGUGGAAGAUGGACAUUGCCGACAGGCCGGAUAUGGAUGGACGUGGUGGAGUCUUCGAUUAUGAAGAGCCUCCCCUUCCGCAACACGGUACUGCGUUGCUUGUAUCUGGGCGUUCCACAACAUGUGUCCGUCAACAUGUGCCAGUGUCGGAUCUCUUUGGAAGACCCGUUGGCCGUCGCCGAACUGCUCGACAAUCUGUCUAAUUGGGGCAAACACACGGACCUGAUGGCGUACUACAUCUGUAUGAUUCUUUCACGCAGCAGUUCCUGAGACAGGUUCCGCAGACGCUCAAAGCUACCGAUUCCGUCGAAAUGUAUUUCAAACUCAAGCCGCAAAGCACGAAUGCUGCGCCCGAAGAGCCAAUAUCAAACAAGAGCAAGAGACACACCAGGCGAAAUUUGAGACACAGACGAGAAUUUUUUUCGGAAAGAUCACGAUCGAUCUGCAGUUACAGUUCUCAAUUCGGAUCAACCCCGCGGAUCUGCAGAUCCUGCGCGCGACGAGGAAAGCAUCGCGGGUGUCGAUUUCCCACACGGCGACGGGAGUUGCGGACGCGCACACAGCGGUAUAACGUGCGAUCCGUUCCUGAGCGAUAAUCUGGUGUUUGGUGAUUGGUCAGGGCUACGAAUUGGGAAAAGUUUUCGGCCACGGCCACGCUGCGUGUGUUUUAUCUUGGGCACGAGAUAGAAUCGUUCGUGUUGAUGCAGAGUUAUCUGCCGAAAGAGAGUGGACUGAGCUCCGGAUGUGGCCUGUACGCGCUCGGAUUGAUCCGCUCCGAAUUUGAGAAUUUAAGAAUUUAAGAAUUUAAGAAUUUAAGAAUUUAAGAAUUUAAGAAUUUAAGAAUUUGAGAAUUUAAGAAUUUAAGAAUUUAAGAAUUUAAGAAUUUAAGAAUUUAAGAAUUAAAGAAUUAAAGAAUUAAAGAAUUAAAGAAUUAAAGAAUUUAAGAAUCUAAGAAUUUAAGAAGUUAAGAAUUUAAAAAUGUAAGAA